AUGACAUCACGAAUCGGACAAUAUCAACUCUAUCAAACUCUAGGAAAAGGAAACUUUUCAAAAGUCAAAUAUGGAGUCGAUGUCAAUGAUGGCACUGCUUGGGCUGUCAAAAUUGUCGAUCGUAAAAUGAUUCAAAAAGAAAAUUUAGAGUCUCAAUUAAGACGUGAAAUUGCAAUUAUGAAAUUACUUUCACAUCGACAUGUGGUUAAACUUCGAGAAGUUUUACAAUCUCCAACAAAUAUUUAUAUUAUUUUAGAAUUAGUGACAGGAGGAGAAUUGUUUGAUCGAAUUGUCAAGGCAAAACGAUUCGAUGAAAAGACCAGUAGAAAAUAUUUUCAUCAAUUGAUUUCUGGAAUUAGUUAUUGUCACUCUCAAGAUGUGUCACAUCGGGAUUUAAAACCAGAAAAUUUACUCCUCGAUGAUAAAGAUGUUUUAAAGAUUAGUGAUUUUGGUCUGAGUGCUCUUUGUGUGGGUGCUGGUGAUACCAAGAAAAUGCUCAUGACUACUUGUGGAACUCCAAACUAUGUUGCUCCUGAGGUCCUUCUUGAAAAAGGUUACGAUGGUAAAAAAGCUGAUAUUUGGUCGUGUGGUGUCAUUCUCUACGUCAUGCUCACUGGACACUUUCCAUUCAGCGCCGAUUCCAUUCAAGAAUUAUUUAAAAAAAUUAAAAAUGGAGAACACAAUCCCUUUCCGCAAUACGUGUCGAGUGAGGCCAAAGAUCUCAUUAAGAAAAUGUUGAUUGUGAAUCCAAAUUAUAGAAUUAGUAUUGAGGGAGUGAUGAAACAUUCAUGGUUUAUGGAAGAUGGUGGUUCCGAAUAUACCAAACAAAAUCUUGAAUCAUCCAUUUCAUCGAGAGAGGAUAAAAUUAUUAUAACACAAGAGGAAAUUGAUCGUUCUGUAACGGAUUGUUCAGAAACACAGGUUCAUUCUGCAAGUCAGCAUGUGUCUGCUUUGGAUUCUCCAUCUUCAAAUAAGAAAGCUCCAUUGAAUGCUUUUGAUUUGGCGAGUAUUAUGAUGUCAGGUUUUGUGAACCCUUUAGUGAACCAUGUACCAAAUGCUUCUCACAAGACAGUGAAUAUUAGACGUGAGACUCGAUUCAUUGCUCGUGGAGAUAAAAAGACAGUGUUGGAGGAAAUUCGUUCAGUACUGUCUGAGAAAUUGCAAGUGAAAGUCUCAACGACACAUUUAAGUGAUUUGGAAAGUGGAAAACAUUCACAACAAAAUGCCAGCGAUCAGAAUUUAUCAGACAUGAAAUGUUUUGCUACAGUGAAACAAGUAGGAGUUACUUUUAGUGUGAAAGUCGAUCAGACAAGCGUUGGAUUUUGUCUUGUAGAAAUUAGAAGAGGAAAAGGAAGCAUUAUUGAUUUCAAUUACUUGUAUCGACAAAUUUUGUCUCUGAUGGGUGAAGUUGUCAUUUCAGGUGGAGUUCAAACAUCAUCCUCUGACCGAUUAUCUCAAUAA
Molecule: messenger RNA, 1461 nt
Organism: Naegleria lovaniensis
Lineage: Eukaryota; Heterolobosea; Eutetramitea; Acrasida; Naegleriidae
Exons: 4
Coding region: 1-1461 (486 amino acids)
Biological process (GO): protein phosphorylation
Molecular function (GO): ATP binding; protein kinase activity
Source: RefSeq, a predicted model, not a curated record